Thunnus maccoyii (southern bluefin tuna) is the source of this 3019-nucleotide messenger RNA. It is a transcript of the gene cebp1, whose product is annotated as CCAAT/enhancer binding protein (C/EBP) 1. Lineage: Eukaryota; Metazoa; Chordata; Actinopteri; Scombriformes; Scombridae. Gene Ontology annotation, biological process: DNA-templated transcription; myeloid cell differentiation; regulation of transcription by RNA polymerase II. The record is from RefSeq and is a predicted model, not a curated record. The transcript is spliced from 3 exons. Gene Ontology annotation, molecular function: DNA-binding transcription factor activity, RNA polymerase II-specific; RNA polymerase II cis-regulatory region sequence-specific DNA binding. Bases 424 to 1041 code for a protein of 205 amino acids.
AUUACAAUGUUACAUUGUUCACAUAAUUAGAGUUCAUAAUGUUAUAAUGUUACAAUUUUACACUGUUCAGAUAAUUAGAGCUCAUACUGUUAUGAUAUUACCAUGUUACACUGUUCACAUAAUUAGAGUUCAUACUUUUUUAAUGUCACAAUGUUACACUGUUCAGAUAAUUAUAGCUCAUACUUUUGUGUGUGUAUUAAUGUGUGUGUGUGUAUGUGUGCGUGUGUGUGCGUGUGUGUCUGUGCGUGUGUGCGUGUGCGUGUGUCUGUCCGUGUGUGCGUGUGUGUGUGUGCGUAUGUGACAGAGAGAGAGGGGAAGUGAUGAUGUGAUAAUCACAGGAGUACCUGUCUGGUUCAUUUUCAGACCAUUUGCAGACUGUCAGAGGACUGAAGAAUAUUCUGAGAGUUUGUGGAGCGAUAAGUCAUGCAGAUGUCUGAUUCCAGGGUGUCCUCUGUCAUCCAGGAGUGGGUGAGCUCAUACCCGGGUCAGUCCCACACCCACACCCAGACCCUGAACCCUUCCACGUCCAACCUGGCUGGUUCGACCAAUCAGCUGGCUCCAAUGGACAUGAUCUCGUACAGCCAGUCUCAGGGACUGGUGAGGGGGGGCGGUGAGGACAGAGUGGCCGAGCAGAUGAUGGGGAUGCCGUACCUGCCGUACACAUCGUCCUGUCUCAGCAACACCUCGAGCGCGGGGAGCACAAACCACCACCAGAGCCACACCAACACUCAGCAGGACUUCUCUCCCUUCCUUCUGCCGACCCUGCGGGCCCCAGUGACCAAGAGGAGCAUCAGCAAGGACAGUGUGGAGUACCGCAUGCGACGCGAGAGGAACAACAUUGCAGUGAGAAAGAGCCGGGAUAAGGCCCGUAGAAGGAUCCUGCUGACCCAGCAGAGGGCCAUGCAGCUGCAGGAGGAAAACCAGAAGCUGCAGAUACGGAUAGGGCAGCUGACACAGGAGCUGGACACUCUAAAACACAUCCUGUCGCAGCGGCACCAGCAGGGAAACGAGGACGGAGCAGCAGGAGAGUCUGCUCUCUGAACACAGCCAAGAAGCACAUGUUUACCUGGUAUUCACAUCUAAUGAAGUGCAGGCAUCAGAUUCAUCUUUAAUAUGUCUAGUCAGACCCCCAAGACUCAAACCCAAAAGCCUCCUGGUUGAUUUCUCAAAUAGUCACCAACAAGGCAAACAUUUGUGAUAAUUUAGGAAAUAAAAAAGUUACUUAUAGAAAUCCAGAAAGGCUAAGUCAAGGGCAGCUGGACUUUAUUUAGAUUCUAGCAGAUGUUUCAUCCAGAAGGCUUUUUCAAGCUCUUCUCAGCCCUUCUGGAUAAACCAUGACCUGGAUGACUGAGAUCUUCAUAGAGAUACUAAUACGUCACUUAUAGAAGUAGAUUUGAGAAUCAUUCUGUUAAGAUGUAAUGACAGAUAGUAUAUGCAGGUUAAUUAUAGUUUCAUCUUGUAAAAUUGUAAAAAAAAAAAAAGAAAAAGGAAAGCAUAACACACUAGCAGGGCCAUAGCUACCACUGAGAGCACUGAGGUCUUGUCCUCUGUAUUUGUUGUACAACCAGGGGGAAGAUUAUAUCUAACAAAUUUCCACUAGCUGAGGCCCUCCCCCAUUAGUUACUGUUUCUAUGCCUGUCAGGUUUGCUAUUCUGGUAUUGAUUACUGUGACAGAUUUAACAUUUGUAUUUUGCAGUAAGUUUUGAAACAAUUCAACUUUACACUGAAAAAAAAAAAAUUCUAGCCAAUGACUGUGUAUUUUAUCAGCCUAAUGAUGACAUCCCACAAGCUGGGUGAAAACAGUCUCCGGUUGACGUUUCAAUGUUUCCAGUGAACUUGUUUAAAAAUAACCCUCAUGUUUCAGUCCUGAACAUUUCCCCACCAAAUAAUGUACCCUUGCCUUUGGAAACAAUGCUAGCUUACUAAUGUUGGUAAACUAGUUAGCUGGACAUGCUUACUUUUUACUUUGGAGCAUAUAAAGAGAGUUUAAUUCAUUCCUUGUACCAUAACUCUUUUGUAUUUGUUUUCUAAAGGUUGAACUCUUUAUACACAGAGUCUCACUCUCACUACGGCCUCAUGCACAUCGUUUCAACAUGUGGAGAAAGCAGAAGUUUGACAGAUCAGGUCAGAUUGGUUAUGAUCGCAAAGCUAAUGUCAGAGUUCAGAGAAUGUCAAUUAAAUUCCUGGUUUUACAGCACAGUUGAGAUCUUUAUGUUGAGAAAUAAAAUGAUCAGACAAACAGUUAACUGAGUAAAUAAAAUGUAAGAAAAUGAAAUCAAAAUUAUUUAAAGUCUGAAACUUUAUUUUUGGUAUUUUUCUGGGUGAGGGGGGACUUACUCAUGACCUCGGUGUUUCUGAAACUGUGGCUGCGGCCCUGCAUAAUGGAGCUUUGAAUAAAUGAAGUAAGCGCUUGAGCCUCUUUAUAAAAGACCUUGAAGUCAUUGAAUACUGUAGGAAAACGUGUGGUGGAUUUGAAUGUCGAUGCUCUUGAAUCAUUACAUAUUCAAAACUGUGAGCAUAGAGACCUGAGAGCACACAGAAAUCUUAGACAAGAGGUCAAAUCUGUAAACAAAUAAACCUGCAAGACUUGUAAAACAGCUGUGUUAGAUGGACAAAGGAUUUUAAGGAGAAUUUGAUGCAAUGUAGAUCUAAAAAUCCAAAAUAUUGGACAAAUAAGCCCAGAAACAAAAGUCCUGAAGUUCAAAUGCUACAUAUACUUCAAUUUAGAAAAUUCCAAAUGAACUUACUUAUGGUUUUUGAAGGCAGCAUCUUCACAUAUGUACUAUACAUAGACUAUAUAAUCAUCGACCUGAUACUCCAGUCAUUGUCAGAGAUGAUUGUAAGUGUUGUUGCCCAACAGUGUUACACAACAACCUGUGGUUUGUAGAGGAUUCAAUAAAAUCUAAGUGUCUCUCUCUGUAUACUCUUAUCUGUAUGGGAUUACUUGAAAAGAUUUUGACACAUUUUUACAUAUGUAACGAUAUAAUCUUUGACGUUGUCAAUGUGUUUUAUAUAAAUU